Molecule: messenger RNA, 6483 nt
Organism: Aspergillus thermomutatus
Lineage: Eukaryota; Fungi; Ascomycota; Eurotiomycetes; Eurotiales; Aspergillaceae
Exons: 13
Coding region: 1-6483 (2160 amino acids)
Biological process (GO): fatty acid biosynthetic process; secondary metabolite biosynthetic process
Molecular function (GO): oxidoreductase activity; fatty acid synthase activity; phosphopantetheine binding
Source: RefSeq, a predicted model, not a curated record
AUGCCUGGCGACGCUCAGGCUGCUUUGUCUUCGCGUGUAUACCGGAAGGCUGGAUUGAAUCCUGCGGAUACAUCAUUCGUCGAGGCCCACGGCACCGGAACUCAAGUAGGCGACCGAGAAGAGAUUGCAUCCAUCUCCAAGGUCUUCUGCGAGGGUGUUGCCAGGACGGACGACCUCUACGUUGGCUCCAUCAAACCGAACGUCGGGCACCUCGAGGCGACCUCUGGCAUUGCCGGCCUGCUCAAAUGCAUUCUCGUGCUGAAGCAUGGCCACAUCCCGCAGAACUUGGAUUUUAUCAAGCCAAAGCCAUCGCUGAAGCUCUACGAGAGAAAUAUCAAGAUCCCGACAGAACUUACGAAGCUCCCGACGCCCCGUAAUGGUGGGCCGGUGCGGGUGUCUCUCAACUCGUUUGGUUACGGGGGGACCAAUUGCCAUGUUAUCCUUGAGGCUGCCGACUCUGGGAGGAAACCGAAUGGAACCAAUGGUAUCAAAUCCAAUGGAACCAGAAUCAAUGGUACAACGGCCAAUGGAACCGACACGAAUCAGAGGGAAAGUAUGAAGAACGAGCUUUCGGACCCAAAUCAGGCCUCCUUGUCGAACAACACAACGGCGCACUGUCCGGAACUGAUUGUUCUCAGUGAAUCGACUGAGAAAGCGUUGUUAUCGCGCGCCCAAGACCUUCGUCUGUGGAUCAAGACUCACCAGAUGGCGCCACAAACUCUGCACAGCCUAUCCUACACGCUCGGAAUCCACAGGUCGGCUCUUCCAUACAGGAGAGCCAUUGUCGCAUCGACGACGGAGGAUCUCGUGGCUGAGCUCAAAGUACCGGGGCCUCAGAAGAGAAUCGUGUCGCUGGCACCUGUCACGUUCGUCUUCUCCGGGCAAGGCGCCCAGCGGCAUGCAAUGGCGUCCAGGGGGGAGGGUUGGGUGUUCCAGAAGGAUGCGGAUGGCCAUCUCAGCCCGGUCAUUCGACUUCUUGUCAACUUGAGAGCCAUUGGCGAGACUCGCGAGGAAGAGAACCGGCCUUUCGUUCAGGAUGCGGUGAAUCGACUCGACUGGAACCUUGACGCCGACUUCAUGACAGGAAGCUCAUUCCUCCAGGUGCUCUCGUCUACCCUGGGCUUAGAGGAAAGCACGACACACGGAUUUGACGGAACCAAAGUGUUUAUUCAGGAGUCUGACAAGGAAUACCUUGUUACGGACCAGGCCUCGUCCAUAUGGUUUCGAGAUGCCGUGCGCUAUGUUGAGGAGAGCAAUGCUGGCAUGGUGACGCCUCAGCAAGUCAAAUUCUUUGGCUGGAUGAAGAGGUGGUUAUCCUCGGACUAUUGCCGUCAGAUCACCUCAGGCUUGACUCCGGAAGAAGAGAAGGGCAUUCUGCAACGCAUUGAAUCGUCCGAUACCUCGGCCCAGCUGCAACUCCUUGCCCGCGUCGGCAAAGCCCUCCCUGGCAUCCUGACUGGCGAAACCCAGCCCUUGGACGUAUGCUGGAAGGCAAUCUCCUAUCGAGUGGCGUACCUGAAGAUCCUCACUUUCAAGAACCCGCGCCUUCGCGUCCUCGAGGCCGGUGCGGGGACGGGAGGCUGCACCAAAUGGCUCUGCCGCGGGCUUUCCGGCCAGAACGGCGCCGUCGGCCUCCCCGUCGAGAAGUACACCUUUACGGACGUCUCCAGCGGAUUGUUCGAGGACGCGCGCCAGACAUUUGCCGAAUGGGAGGACGUCAUGGAGUUCCGGACGCUGGAUGUGGACACGGAGCCCAUCGAGCAGGGCUUCGAGCCUGGGUCCUACGACGUGGUGGUGGCGGCCAACGUGCUACACGCGACGAGGAAAAUCGACGUGACGAUGAGCCGCGUGCGCAAGCUGCUUAAGCCGGGGGGCAGCCUGGUCCUCGUUGAAAUCGAGCCGAGAGGCGCGGCCUUUGGUCUCGUGGCAGGCUCGCUCACCGGAUGGUGGGCCUCCGAGGACGAUUUCCGGGUCGACAGUCCGCUGCUGUUCCGCAACCAGUGGCAGGAUGUUCUGGCGAGGAACGGGUUCGGGGGGAUUCACCUUUCCUGGGAAUGCAUGAUGGUAGCCAAAGCUGAGCCCUCGCCAAGCAACGGGACACUUGCCGGGCACAGCAUCGUUCUGAUCGGAGACGGCGUUGACGACCAUGUCGUAAAGACCGCCGCGGAAUUCGCCUCCCGCGAUAUUGAUGCCAUAGAGUGCCCGUGGGAGCAAGUCAACGCCCAGGAAGACAGCCUCUAUGUUAUCUUCGACCGCGCGGAGAAACGGCUCCUCCUCGACCCCCAGCCCCAACUAUUCGAGACGGUCAACGCCCUCCUCAGCGCCAAAUGCCGAGUCCUAUGGGGCCUGGUCAACGCCUUUGUCCGCGUUCUCCGGCGGGAGAGCAGCAACACCGGUCUCGUCAGCCUCGACAUCCGCCAACCCGCUCUGCAUCCGGAGAUGACGGCCCGGGUCGUCGCCGACGUGGCACGCAGGCGCUUCUGGCCGGCCACGGAGGACGCGCCGUCUUUGGAGCCGGAGUUCGCCUACGAGGACGACCGCGUUCUGAUUCCCCGUGUCAGGCCGGAUGCCGAAUUCUUGCAGUGGGCCCGGCGCGGUACGGCGGGGCGGGGAGCCGCCGACGAGACAGAGACUGCCCCCUACCAGGGCGACCGAGUGCUCAAGGCCGAGGUCGCGACACCGGGACUUCUGAGUUCGCUGCGCUUCGUCGACAAUGACAUGUCGGCUGCUCUCGGGCCAUUCCAGAUCGUGGUCAAGGCCGAGGCCCACGGCGUGAAUAAGGACGUCGGCCUUGCUCUUGGCCAGAGGGGUCCCGGCGCCCAUAUGGCUGGCGAGUUUGCCGGCGUUGUGACGGCUGUGGGCGAAGAUAUGCGGAAUUUGUACCGGGUAGGCGAUCGCGUCAUGGGUUUCGGCUCACAGCCGUUCAGCAACCUGUCGCGCGUCCAUGGACAUCAGGCCCACAAGACGUCCGGCUGGAUGUCCGCCACGGUCGCGGCAUCCAUUCCGCACGCGUACGUGACGGCCUAUCACUGCAUCAUGGGAACAGCCCGUCUCGAGAGAGGCCAGUCGCUUCUGAUCCAGGCUGCGUCCGGAGGCGUGGGCCAGGCGGCCAUUCAGCUCGCCCAGCAUAUCGGCGCGGCGGCCAUCUUCUGCACAGUCAGCACGGCUGCGAAGCGAAAGCUGAUCAUGGACGAGUACGGCAUCCCGGAAAAUCAUAUCUUCUCCGGCCAGACGGGGUCGCUCAAGCGGGGCAUCAUGCGACUCACCAAUGGUGAGGGAGUGGAUCUGGUGCUCAACUCGUCGGCAGGAGAGGCGCUCAGGGACAGCCUCGACUGCGUCAAGUCCCUGGGGACAUUCAUUGAGCUGGGGAAGAGUGAGAUGCAACAAGGAUUCCAGCUGAGCAUGGCUGCGUUCAACAGGUCGAUAACCUUCCACGCCUUCGAUCUGGAAACACUGUCGGCUCGAGACCCCGGGCGCGUCCACCGUAUGUUGGGCGACAUUAUCAGCCUGCUCGAGUCCAAGGCAUUGCGUCCCAUACACCCGAUCACCACCUACCCCAUUGAUCAGAUUGAGGAUGCAUUCCGCUUCGUAGGCUCGAGGAAGCACACCGGCAAGGUUGUCCUCCAGGUCGAGCCUAUGUCCACGGUCAAGUGCCUGCCUGCCAAGCCCCGGCCGCUGCGGGUACGCAAGGACGGUACCUACGUCGCGGCCGGCGGCCUCGGUGAUCUGACCUCGCGGAUCUGUACGUACAUGGCUGCGGUCAGGGAACAUGGGGGCGAACUUCAUAUCCUCCAGUGCAAUAUCACAGAUGAAGAGAGCAUGAAACGCGCUGCGUCAUACUGCGCCAGGCUGCCCCCCGUUAGGGGUGUGGUGAACGGUGCUUUGGUGCUUCGGGACCGGACAUUCGCCCAGAUGACUGUCGAGCAGUGGAAGCUACCACUCCAGCCUAAAGUCUUCGGGACCCUCAAUCUCGACAAGUUCUUUGCCUCGCCUGAUUUGGCCUUCUUCCUAACCCUCUCCUCGGUCGUGGCCGUCGUUGGCAAGGCUGGUCAGUCCAACUACGCCGCCGGAAAUGGCUUUCAGGACGCUUUCGCUCGUGCCCACGCCGGCCACCCUCACACGCACUACGUCUCGGUCAACGUCGGUGCCGUCUCCGUCGACGCGCACGGCGCCCUCAAAGAGGCACAACAAGGCGACAUGUCCAUCGGUGGCAUGAGGGCGUCUCUCCGGCAGAACAGUAUUAUGGACAUCUCCUUUGACGAGUUCUUUGCUAAUAUCGAGUAUGCCAUGACCGGUCUCGCCCGGGACCACCACAUGCACCAAACAAUCCAGGGUGUCACGCACCAGUCCAUGUUGGACGCCAACGACGAGCACCUUCUUGAGAAUCCCGUCUUCAGCCAGCUGGCUCAUUCCCAGAGGAAGCAAGCUGCGGGCGCCACGCAGACCGACAGGAUUGACUUGAAAAAGGCUCUGGGUAGGGUGAAAACGAUGGAGGAGGCUGAGCAGCUCAUCCGGGACGCCACGCUGACCAAGUUCGCCGUCUUCCUUGACCGGCCGAUCGACGACAUCAGGGUCGAUCAGUCGCUUGCUACCAUCGGUCUCGACUCCCUCGUCAGCAUCGAGUUGAAGAACUGGAUGGUGCGCACGUUCCAAGUCAACCUCCAAACGUCGGAGCUGGGCGGUGCUGGCAGCAUUAUGGCGCUGGUGGCGACGGUGGCCUCGCGGUCGAAGCUGAUCCCCGACGACAUCCGCCAAUCGACAGAGAAUGAGAAAGUCCCAAAGAAUGGCCAGAGCUACCUUGUCGACCUUGACGAGGCAGUCAACGACCUCCUCAACAGCAUCGGCCAUUUUUCCCACACGCAGGAAGAGUAUGCGGAGCUCAGCCGCAAGGCCCACGCCCUCGCUGCACCGGGCAGUCUCGGCCGCAGGCUGUACAGCCAGCUGCGCGCCAAGGCCGACGACCCAAGCGUGGAGAGCUGGAUUGCUGGUCCCCUUCUCAAGGCAUUGCACCUCAAGCGAAGAUAUCCUCUGGUGCCAUUCAGCAGCUUUCUCGGCACCCACUUUGACAGCGCCGUGCCGCACUCACAGGCCCAGCGAGCGGCCGCGCUUACCAGGGCCCUGUCCGAGUUUAAGCAUGACCUGGAUUCUAGGAAACUGAAGCCCGACGUUCUGGGAGAGAGGCCAAACUGCGGCUACUCUCUGACGUGGCUUUUCAACGCCCUGCGAGAGCCAAACGUGGGCUGUGACAAGAUGAUGAGGUAUCCGGGGAUGGAACACGUCGCCGUGUUGCGAAGAGGGCACUUGUUCCGCGUGUCACUCCGGGAAGGAGACGACAUCGUCUCGUAUCCGAAGCUGAAAGCAACAUACCAAGCAAUCCUUGACCUCAACCUCGAGGAAAAGCACUGGACGGGCAUCCUGACGACAGACAACCGUGACAGUUGGGCCACUAACCGACAGAAGCUCCUCUCGAUGGACGCGAGGAACGCCGCGUAUAUCAAAAUGCUGGAGGAAUCCGUCUUUGUCAUGUGUCUUGAUGACGACAGCCCGGUCACGCGUGAGGAACGGGUCCGGUCCGGGUACCUUGGUGACUCGUUCAACCGCUGGCACGACAAGACACUACAGCUUGUCGUCACCGCCAACGGCCGCUCCGGUACCAUCUUCGAGCACUCCAUGAUCGACUUCAUGACCACGUCGCAGAUCUCGCAGAGGCUCCAGCGCGCCAUCGACACCCUGGACCCAGAGAACGACAACCCCGGUCAGGACGGCGAAGCCGUCGUCGUCGAUCCCGCCAGCCUGGAGGAGAUCCCCUUGGUGGCGACGACGGCGGAGAUCGAGGCCCGCAUGACGACGCUGCGCGACAAGUACGCCGCGACCACCGGGGCGAAGAUCUACACGCCGCACCUCGUCCCGUCGUUCGGCAAAGCCGUCCUCCUCGCCCACUCGGUGCCCAUCAAGGCGACCGUGGACCUGACGAUCCAGCUCGCCAGCCGGCUGUACUUUGGCUACCUGCCGGCGAGCUGGGAGACGGUGUCGACGGCGCACUUCCACCUAGGCCGGCCCGAGACCGUGCAGGUGGCCGAGGCUCGCGCCCAGCUACUGCGGGCGGCGCGCGAGACCAACGCGCAGAUCGUCAAGGGCGGCGAGGGCCGCAACUACUUCCGGCUGAUGGACGUGCUUGAGGUCAUGAGCCACGAGGCGCACGACGAGGGCGCCGCCGACGCCGUUCCCGAGCUGUUCUCCGACCCCGUGUGGAAGAGGAGCUACCCGCGCCUGAUCAUGCAGACCAUGAUCGAGAAGAAACUGGCCCAGGAUCCCGGCUACACGAUGGAGGACCCAGAGAACGUGUGGAUGAACUACACCGUGAACGAAGAUUCUCUGGAGGUGUGUUUUGUCAGUCCUCGAACGGGCGCCGAGCGCUUCAAAGCUGCGCUAGACCGUGCGGCAGAUAUUGUCAAGACUAUUAUUCAGGCUGGUCGGGCAUAA